This is a messenger RNA of Paraphaeosphaeria sporulosa, 4414 nucleotides long. RefSeq names its product UDP-Glycosyltransferase/glycogen phosphorylase. NCBI's taxonomy places the organism in Eukaryota, Fungi, Ascomycota, Dothideomycetes, Pleosporales, Didymosphaeriaceae. Bases 102 to 4292 code for a protein of 1396 amino acids. The record is from RefSeq and is a predicted model, not a curated record. The transcript is spliced from 6 exons. Gene Ontology annotation, biological process: carbohydrate metabolic process. Gene Ontology annotation, molecular function: UDP-glycosyltransferase activity; hexosyltransferase activity.
CCGUCCUGCCUUUGCUGCUGCGCUCCUUUGACCAAACCCCUACUUUUGUCUCCGUUCUUCUCCAUGAUACCCCUACGACUCUUCUUUUGACGCCACGCACCAUGACGAACGACGAGAGACCGCCCCGCGGCGGGGCUGCGCAAGGGGACGCGUCCCCGCCCCCACUACCACCGCCCUACAAUGAAAAUGCAACUGCGCCGGCAGGCGCCACGCCCUCGAGCUCAGCGCAGCAACACGGCCCGGCUGGGAACGACCAGCUGCCCGAGCGGCCGCGAACGAAGCCGGAGGGGUCGACGUACGCCAGUUUGUACCGCCCCGGAGAAGCGCAGAAUGUCUCUCGGCCAGCAGCCGGUGCACACAGUCAGGAUGCCCUGAGCAGCAUUGCACACGCCGAGCACGCCGCCCCCGCAGACCAUCCCCCGCCCGCGUACAGCGAAUUUCCAGGCACAUUAAAUGACGACGGCGGCCAACUCGGCGCAAACGCGACCGUUGCGAGCGAUGGACGAGUCAACAUCAACAUCGACCAAAAGAGCCGCGGCCUAUCGCAACUCAUCGUACCACAGCUUCAGCGCCAGCUCACCCGCGUCCAACGCGAACCCGCACCGCCGCCUCCCUACAUUCCAGAAUCGCUCGGAGGCGCACCUGGCCAGAGGCCCCCUCCCCCACUGAAUCUCGUCAUACAAGUCGUUGGCUCGAGAGGAGACGUGCAACCAUUCGUUGCUCUGGGCAAGGUGCUCAAGGACACCUACGGGCAUCGCGUGCGGUUGGCGACGCAUGCGACGUUCAAGGACUUUGUUAUUGAAAACGGGCUGGAAUUCUUCAGCAUUGGCGGCGAUCCCGCCGAGCUCAUGGCUUUCAUGGUCAAGAACCCAGGCUUGAUGCCAGGGUUUGACACACUGCGCAGCGGCGAGGUGGGCAAACGUCGAAAAGGCAUCGCCGAGAUUCUGCGUGGCACGUGGCGAUCGUGCAUUGAGACCGGCAAUGGCAUGGGCGUGGAUCCGCUCAAGCAGACUAUCGAAGAAUGGAUGGGCGUUGAGGACCAGCUACCGGACGACCUCAAGAAACCCUUUGUCGCCGAUGCCAUCAUCGCGAAUCCGCCAGCCUUUGGGCACCUUCAUUGCGCUGAGAAAUUGGGCAUACCCUUUCACAUCAUGUUUACAAUGCCCUGGAACCCGACGCAGCAGUUUCCGCACCCCUUGGCCAACAUUCAAACCUCAAAUGCAGACGCGUCCAUCACCAAUUACAUGUCAUAUAUCCUCGUAGAUAUGCUAACAUGGCAGGGCUUGGGAGACUUGAUCAACAAAUUCCGCAAAGAUGCCCUGAAUCUGGAUCCGAUCAGUUUGCUCUGGAGUCCUGCCAUGUUGGAACGGAUGAAGAUCCCGCACACAUACUGCUGGUCUCCAGCGUUGAUCCCGAAGCCCAAGGACUGGGGGCAUCAUAUUUCGAUUGCAGGCUUCUUCUUCCUCAAUUUGGCAUCAAACUACACACCAGCACCAGAUCUUGCCGAAUUUCUAGCCGCAGGCGAACCUCCGGUGUACAUCGGCUUUGGGUCGAUUGUGGUGGACGAUCCAAACGCUAUGACCACGAUGAUCUUCGAAGCAGUAAAGACAACCGGAAGACGGGCAUUAGUGUCGAAGGGCUGGGGCGGCCUGGGUGGGGAUGACCUCAACGUACCUGAAGGUGUCUUUAUGCUUGGCAACGUGCCACACGACUGGCUGUUUAAGCACGUCGCAGCUGUAGUCCAUCACGGUGGUGCUGGCACCACUGCCGCAGGUAUCGCUGCAGGUCGGCCUACCGUCGUCGUGCCGUUUUUUGGAGACCAACCUUUCUGGGGAGCCAUGGUGGCCAAAGCUGGUGCUGGGCCUGACCCCAUCCCUUACAAGGAUUUGACUGCAGAGAAGCUAGCCAACGCCAUCCAAGAGGCUUUGAAGCCAGAGUCGCUUUCCAAAGCCGCAGAGCUUUCCGCUAGAAUCUCGAAAGAACAAGGAGCCCAGGUUGGCGCUCAGUCAUUCCAUCAGAUGUUGAAGUACGAUGAUCUAAGAUGCGCUGUUGCUCCAAAUCACCCGGCUGUCUGGAGAGUGAAGCGGACUCAGGUCCGCCUGAGCGCCAAAGCUGCGACUGUCCUAACUCAAGAGGGCGAGCUUAGCUUCUCUGACCUUAAACUCUUCCGCGCGCGCGAAUACAUUCCUGACGAAGGUCCUUGGGAUCCAAUCACUGGUGCUACGUCCGCUCUUGUCGGUACUGCAGGACAAAUGAUGAUGGGUGUGGCCGAUUUCCCCAUUGAAACCUUGAAACUCCUCAACAUACAUCCCGACUCCUCGCGCAAGGGCAAGGGUAAAGCGAAGCAGACUGAGAACGAUGGUGCCACCGAUACAGGUUCGCGAGCUGGCGACAGGCCCCCGGCUAGGUCAAACACCGGAUCAGGAGCCGGGAGUAGCACCACUUCAAUCACUCCGACACAACAGCCAGGCACGCCGGACGGUCGCAGUGCUGCCUUAUCCCAGACACCAAAAGCAUCUGACUCUUCCAGCCCCCGCCCAGACCCGGAACGCUCUGGAUUUAUGGCUCAAGCAAUGGCGCAGCAUUCUCAAGUCUCACAAUCUCGUUCGCCGUCACGAGAUCGGGCUUGUUUCAUUCCAGGAUCCAGCCAUAGCCGCCGAUCAAGUCAAAGUCGUGCGGCUUCGGCCUCAGCGUCGGAAAUUCGUGACAAGGCAGGCACCGUCUACAGCGAUAAGAGUACCUUCGGGGAUAAGCUCGGCGAAAUGAACAAAGACUCAAUCGUUGGCACCGGCAAAGGCGUCGGUAGAAUCGUUGGUGCGGGUUUCAAGUCGCCUCUAGACUUCUCCAUGAACGUGGCGCAAGGGUUUCACAACGUGCCGAAGUUGUAUGGCGGCGAAGUGAGGCAGGUUGAUAAAGUCACCGAUCUUCAGAGCGGCUUGAAGGUUGCUGCAAAGCAAUUCGGUUUCGGCCUUUACGACGGCAUAGCUGGCAUCGUCACCGACCCAUAUAAGGGCGCAAAGAAAGAAGGCGGACUAGGUUUCGUUAAAGGGGUGGGUCGCGGUAUUUUCAGCGUCCCCUUCCGUGUCAUGGGAGGUGCCUGGUCCGUUCCCGCGUACGCCAUGAAGGGCCUUUACCAAGAAAUGCUCAAGAACCAGGGUUCGGGUGUCCAAAACUACAUCAUCGCAGCCCGAAUUUCGCAGGGAUACGACGAGGCUUCAGCGUUGUCGCCAGCUGAGAAAGCAGAUAUCAUCAGUCGAUGGCGAUGCAUCAAGACUAAUGUCAAGAAGAAGAAGAAUCCUGGCGAAGACCAGCUACAAGCCUUACACAGCUACAUGUCAGAAAGACGCGAGAAGAAGGAGAAGAAAGAUCGCUUUGGAAAGCUCAAGAGGCAGGGGACUGCUCCUGGGGCCCAGGACUCUCGUCUCUAUGCGACAGACGGGAGGGGCUCACUGGAUCUUCCUGAACCUGUUGUUCGGAGCGGAACAGGGAUCAGCACAACGACACAGAGGGGAAUGGACAACCCCGUGCAUCCUCUGCACCACGCACACACUUUCCCCGAGCCCGCCCUCCCUCACAACGCACCAACAGUCCAGCAAGCCGAUCUUAUCCACGACGAAGAAGCUGAGCGUGCCGAACUCGAAACCGCCAUCAAAGCCUCCGUCGCUGAGACGUCACGCGGCAACCCCGAAGAAGACGAGCUCAUUGCGCGCGCCAUCCGUGCCUCUAUGCUCGAGCUCCAGCGCGAGCCCGAGCCACACGAAACCGAAGAAGAAGCCCUCCAGCGUGCGAUGAAAGCCAGCAUGAACGAAGCGCAGAAGAGCGGCGUCUCAGCUGACGAGCAGCGCAUCCUCGAGGAAACGCUGCGCGCGUCGAUGCUGGAGACGUCACGUGCGCGCCGGGCACACAAUACGGACUCCGAGUGGGAUUCGUCGGAUACUGAGGACGACGAGGACUACCAGCGCAUACUGGCUGAGUCAGAGAAACUGCACCAACUUCAUUCCAGCGAGGACAAGCACGAUGAGUAUUUCUCGAGCAUCGUGGAGGCCGGCGACGCGAAAGCACAACCCCCAAAUGACGAGGAGGAACAGGCGCUGCGGAAGGCGAUCGAGGAGAGCGAGCGCCAGGACAGAGAGGACAAGGAGAGACUCGAGAAGCAGAUGACGGAGGAGGACAUCGUUAUGGAGUAUGUGAAGAAGCAGAGUUUAGCGGAGGCGCAGCAUAGGGAGAGGUUGAGACAGGGGAGGGAUAUUGGAGGCGAGAGCUCCGGUGGUGGGACAUCAGGGGCGGCGUAGUAUGUUUUCGUGGUGGGGGUUGGUGCUGAGGGGAUGGGCCUGGGUUGAAGGAAAGUUUGGGAGGGAGAUGGUGCAUGUGAUGAUUGAUUGAUACCCAUGACUCGACCAGUACAUGCUUAGCC